Molecule: messenger RNA, 174 nt
Organism: Suillus plorans
Lineage: Eukaryota; Fungi; Basidiomycota; Agaricomycetes; Boletales; Suillaceae
Exons: 1
Source: RefSeq, a predicted model, not a curated record
CGCCGAACCCUAGUUGACAAAGUUCUGGCCCAUUCGGGGCGAUGCGCGGACUCCACAUUUCAAAUUUUGUGGAAGUCAGGGGAUACCACCUGGCUGCCAUAUGAUCGAGUAGCCAAGUUGGGAGUAUUAAAGGAUUAUUUUGCUGUGCUGGGCAUCGAGCAUGUCUCAGAGUUG